Molecule: messenger RNA, 2623 nt
Organism: Cuscuta epithymum
Lineage: Eukaryota; Viridiplantae; Streptophyta; Magnoliopsida; Solanales; Convolvulaceae
Source: the annotation of a GenBank genome assembly
AAGAAACGGACUCUUAGUAAAAUUGAAAACCUCCAUAUAAAAUUGACAAAAAGUUCAGUUCCUGGAGCGGUUGUGCAAGUCCCGAUCGCCACCGUCCACCGCCAGCAUUCCGUACCAGCAGGGUCGUACCGCCGACGCUCAGCGGCGGAAAAGCCAUUCAAACUAUGGUAAUUCGAAUCCUAAAGAAUCUAACUUCGAAACCUACCACCACUAGCGCCACCGCCGCUGCAACUUUCCAACUCCGCUGCAAAACCACAUCGGCCGAGUACGUAGCAUCUAGAGCAAGAGACAUAACCUUCGAGAAGCUCAUGGAGAAUUACAAAAACCUCUUCAGAGUCACUGAAAUCCAAGACCUGAUCCUCGCCAGCCGCUCCAAUCCACCUUCCGUCUCCGUGGAUUUCCUCAACCGCCUAUCUCAGAGACUCCACCUCAACCGCGGCGCCAUAGCCUUCCUCCGCAGGUAUCCUCAUAUUUUCCACAUAUUCUACCACCCCUCCAAAUCUCAACCUUACUGCGCGCUCACUGAGACAGCCAUGGAAAUCUCUAGAUUAGAGGCACAAUCCACCAGUUCUUCAUUGGCCCUUGCUGUGGAGCGCUUGGUCAGAAUUCUAUCGAUGUCCCUCACCAAAACGGUGCCGCUUCGUGCUAUCUUCAAGAUCUGGAAAGAGUUAGGUCUUCCUGAUGAUUUCGAGAGCUCUGUACUCUCAUCAAAUUCUCAUAUAUUCACACUCGAUCAUGGAAACGAGCCAAACACUCAUGUAUUGAAACUAGUAACUGAAAUCCCAAAGGAGACCCUAAUUGCUUCUGUUGAAAAUUGGAGGAUCAAGGAGUGUUGCAAAGAGGAUUCAGGCGGUCUGGAUAGAACUGAAAUUCUAUAUAGCUUCAAACAUUCAUAUCCUCCCGGAAUGAGGUUGAAGAGGAACUUCAAGGCCAAAGUUAAACAGUGGCAAGGCUUACCAUAUAUUGGUCCGUAUGAGGAAUGGGGAUGUAGGGAGGAGGAGGAGGAGGAGAAGAAGAAGACAAGUAAGAGGCAAAUGAUAGAAAAGGAGAAGAGGGCAGUUGGGAUAGUUCAUGAGUUCCUGAGUUUGACAGUGGAGAAGAUGGUGGAGGUUGAAAAGAUAAGCCAUUUUAGGAAAUGGUUUGGGAUUGAUCUGAAUAUAAGGGACUUGUUCCUCGAUCAUCCUGGGAUCUUCUACUUAUCAACUAAAGGGUACAGGCACACUGUUUUCCUUAGGGAGGCUUAUGAGAGGGGUUGCCUCAUUGAACCAAACUCUGUUUAUGAGGCUAGGAGGAAGCUUCUACAUCUUGUAGCGAUGGGGCGACGCGGGAUAUCUGUACACAAAACCCCGAGACAGGAAGAGGUAGAAAAUCAACAGUGGCUGGAAUAAUACUGUCUUUGUUCAGGGAAUUUUAAAAGGAUAUGACUAGGCCACAAACUUAAUUCUUGAUGAAUCUCAUGAAAGAGAUUAUUCAAUCAAGGUUACCAAACAGUGGCUCUUAUAAUGCAGAAAGGGAUACACCAGCUUGUCUCAGGACUUUACAUCAUCAUAGUAGGGGACAGUUUUUGUGACUUGUGAUGUUUGGGAGUUAGAUGAAGAGCUGGUCGCAAGCUUGGACAUGUCAGAGUUUAGAGCUCAUCCUUUGAAAGCUUUUGUCCACUGACUCCUCUAUGGGUCAUCGGGGAGCGCGUCAUUUACAAGAGUUCUGCAUUCGAAAUGUUUAAGGAGACGUAUUUUUGUAUGUUAACUCCGUCACGAAUUUUUAACUUAGAAUCGCACAUUCCUGCAAUUUCAACAAUGUUGGCUCUAGUAUUUAAAUAAUAGGGACUAGGGAGUAUGUAUUAAUGAUCGAGUGACAUAUAUGACCACCUUGUAACGUUGCAAGACUCACAUUCCAUAUUAAAUUUCUACGUAGCAAAGAGGCGUCUAGACUGGAGCAUAGUCAAUGAUGUGUGUAAGGAGGGUCGACCUCCUGUUAUGCUAACUCCACUGAAAGAGUGAGUCACAAAUACAUGCAGGCGGCGGACAAUGAGUUGCAUACAAGGACAUUGAUGCCGGAGGGAAGGGCUGUGAGAUUGAUGAGAGCAGACACUGGUGGGAAGACCAGUGAUGGCAAUGAAAAGGGCAGUGAUGGUGGGAGCGAAGGGCAGUGAUUCAAGUAAAUGGAGUGAAUUUUUUUAAGUUUAGACCAUCAGGAAUAUAAAAGAGUCUUAGUCUUAUUAUCUAUGUUUAGUCAUAUUAUUUUUAGUCAUAUUUAGGGAAACUGAUGAUGUUUAAUCAUAGUCUCAGUAAAUUUCCCUGGAGUAGUGCUGGAUAAAUUGAAUCACAUCAAACUCUACUUCAAUAAAAUCACAUCUCUUCAUUUUUAAUCAACUCCAGUUAUCACAUACUCCAUGCUACCCAGGUGUUGUUCCUCUUUAAUAAAAGGUCGACAGACUUGCUGCCACUAUAGAAUAUAUUUCCAUUUUAUUUAUAUUUAAUUAUUUAAAAUGUUUGUAAACGACCUUGCUGAAUAUAGUUAGAUGUAAAUCAUGUAAUUGUUAAAGAGAGGCUUUAUUGUGUUGAAUAUAAGCCUCUCAAUCCCUGAUAAAUGUUUUGUUAACACUGGAAGAUUAUGUAUGUAC